This is a messenger RNA of Trematosphaeria pertusa, 829 nucleotides long. RefSeq lists its product as uncharacterized. The record is from RefSeq and is a predicted model, not a curated record. Lineage: Eukaryota; Fungi; Ascomycota; Dothideomycetes; Pleosporales; Trematosphaeriaceae. Bases 145 to 606 code for a protein of 153 amino acids. The transcript has 2 exons.
ACGGUGAGACAAAGCCACAACCGUCCAUGGAUCUGCGUCUUCCAAUAAUGCCACCGUACCAUCCGUAGCAAUUGUUCCUGUUUAGCAUCUCUAGUCGACUUGGAAAAGUAUCGUUUAACCGAGCCCACCGUCCGCAAUCUCGAAAUGCGUUUCUCCACCCUCCUCACAGCACUCUCCGCCAGCGCCCUAAGCUCCGCCCGCAUAAUCGGCAUCGCGGCCCCCUCAACCCUCGCACCCUCCCAACCGUACAACCUCACCCUCAUCACCGAGAACUACAUCCAAGCCGUUGCCGACAUCGCCGUCGCAUGGGGUCUCGCACCCAGCCCCGGCUACCCUUUCACUCUGGGCUCCUACUCCUCGUCCGCCUACCUAGGGCCCGAUAAGUCGAACACGCUGACGAAUGUCACUAUUCCGGCGACGGCACCGGAGGCGUUGCAGAAUUGGAUGGGCAAGGAGAUGCUCCUGAGUGCGGGGGUGUAUAGUUUGUAUGGUGUUAGUGGGAGCGUGUCGAUGGCGAACUUUAAUGUUACGGUUAUGGUUGGGGAGGAGACAGGUGCGGAGUUGGUGAGGAGCACGGGGUUUGUUUGGGGGACGGGGCAGUGCUAGGGAUCUGGAGGGUUGGCUGGAGUGGGAUUUGGGAAGGGUCUAGGGACGGGGCCGGAGCUUCGGGAUUGCGAGCUGGAGGUCUGCGCGGGGAGCUUUGCAUAGUUACCGUAUUGAGCUGUUGCAGAACUCGCCGCGUCGACGUUUCCCCGUGUCACUCACGUGUCCGGCGUUGUGGUCAUGGAGAGACACCUUCGACGAGGAAGGUUUUCGGCUGCAAUUAACA